Molecule: messenger RNA, 1235 nt
Organism: Pocillopora damicornis (cauliflower coral)
Lineage: Eukaryota; Metazoa; Cnidaria; Anthozoa; Scleractinia; Pocilloporidae
Product: histamine H2 receptor-like
Biological process (GO): G protein-coupled receptor signaling pathway
Cellular component (GO): membrane
Molecular function (GO): G protein-coupled receptor activity
Source: RefSeq, a predicted model, not a curated record
AUGGAAGGAAACAACAAGUGUCAGACAAACAGCCUUUGUGGAAGUCAAGUAAACCAAACAUCCGGGAGCUUGAACAAUACUGUGUCUAACACAUCUUCUACUCAUAUUUAUGAUUUGUCGCAGAUACAUAUUUCUGUGUUUAUAUUUUUGGCAUUCGUCGGGCUGCUGAUUGUCCUCGCUAACUCCACGGUAAUCGUCCUCUAUGAAAGAAAGACGUUUUUGAAAACCAAAACAAACCUUUGUCUGGUCUGUUUGGCUGUUUCAGACAUGCUCGCUGGCUCAGUUGCCGUUCCCAUGGUGAUAUCGUGCAAUAUGAUGGUUGAGUCGGUAACAAAGAUGAAGAUAUGUACCGCUAUGGACUUAUCGUCCAGGUUUAUAUCCAUCUCUACCGUAUUGCAUCUGCUUUUGGUGACUAUCGAGAGAUAUUGUAUGAUAAUUCACGCCAUUCAUUAUCCGUACAUUAUCACAAAGUUUCGGCUGGUCACUGUUCUUGUAUUCCUUUGGUUUUUCUCGCUGGGAGCCUCGCUCAUUCAAAUUUCAUGGAUUCCUUUGGAUUUCAGCCCAAGCAAUGAUUUUGUUAAAAAAUUAGACACUAAAUAUUCUUUAUCUGUGUUUUUUGGAAUAGUUGUGCCAAGUUUGCUGAUAAUGGGUGUGGCUCUAACCUGCAUUUUCUUAGUUUUGCGGCGUCAACUGAUUUCUAUUAAGGCAGUGAACAGUUACAAAACUAGAGCUUACCGUAGAAAAGCGAUCCCUCUGGAGGGCAAAGCAGUCAUUAUAUUUGGGAUAAUGAUUUUAACUUUCAUAAUUUGUUGGUUUCCGUAUUUUCUUCACGGCUUGAUGCAAGAUUUGAAACUUGACGUUCUUCCUCUGCCUCACUGGGUACAAGUUUUACUUAUGUUUUUUCGAUUUGGUUCAUCAGUGGUGAAUCCGAUUAUUUAUACUUUCUUUAAAGAAGAUUUCAAAAGAGCUUUAAAGAGGUCUACAGGCUUUGCUAGCUCACGCCGCCGAAGUAAUUUGACAACAUUUGAUUUUACACCAGUUUGAUGUCCUAAGGAACUUUGUGUUGAAUCAUUGCGUAUACAUUCAGUUGAGGAUGUUCAUGAAUCUUGAAAGUACGCUACAACUUAGACUUGGUCAGAGAUAUAAAAAAAUUGAGACCCAUAGAUAAUCAGGGAUGAAAGGCAAUAUAAUCACUGAAACAUUAAACAUAACUAAUGACGAGCACAAGUAGUUCU